Phalaenopsis equestris is the source of this 1433-nucleotide messenger RNA. RefSeq lists its product as uncharacterized. Lineage: Eukaryota; Viridiplantae; Streptophyta; Magnoliopsida; Asparagales; Orchidaceae. The record is from RefSeq and is a predicted model, not a curated record. Bases 1 to 1188 code for a protein of 395 amino acids. The transcript has 5 exons.
AUGGCUUCUCCUGCUUCGUUUCUCUUUGCAUUUUUGGCUUUCUUCAGCCUGAUGAUGUACAGUUGUCUUCUCUGCUGCAGCGCGGAUCCUACUGAUGGCUUUACUUCGGUGCCAUUAAGCCAAGCGAAUUUGGUUCUUCAGUGGCCUUAUAAUGCGCAGUUGAAUGAUCGCUACAGCUUCGUUAAUGGAGUUCAUAAGGCGUGGCUGUAUUCUACAGAUAAAUCAUUUAAGCCUGGCAGCUCUACAGAACCCCGUACUGAGAUCCGUAUCAAAAUGCCAUUUUUUUCUUUCCCUCACAGAACGAUUCCCAAUGUCCGAUCCUUGUGGCUCCAAACCCUCGUCCCCGGCCGCCUUUCUUCCUCAACAAGCCGUGCUGGUAAUCUCCAUCUUCAACUCCCUUCUCAUGUUCUCGCCCCCAAUGGUGUAGCUCGGUCGUCUUCCUCUUCUUUCAGAAUGGGAACCCCCGGUCUUCUUCUAAUUCUCCUCCUCCUUUCCUUCACCACACCUCCAGCCGCCGCCGACACGGUGGUCCUCGACGACAUCGCUGACCGGAGAACAGUCACCAUUCAAAUCGGAGACUCUCUUUUAUUCAAAAGCAGAGAUCUCCAGAAUCUUUAUCUCUUUCACAACGGAAGGGCGUUAGAUCUCUGCAAUUUUGCCGAUGCAUCCUUAGUUUACCACGGCAAAUCUACCCAGUUCAAGUGGACUCCACCCCAGCCGGGCCGCUACUACUUCUCCAUCAAGGAUGAGUUUGCUACGAGCUGUGAGAAGGGGGAGAAACUGCUCGUUAGGGUUCUAUUCCAUGAGCUGAUCUCUCCUGCUCUGUCACCGGAGGUGGCGCCACCACCUACUGCAGGAGGAGAUCUCCCAUCUACUCCUCACAGGGGCUGGUGGGCUGCCGCGCCUCUGAGCUUGGCGCCAGAGGCCUCCCCGCUGGAGCCGGGGGUGGGAUCUGCGACGGCCACGCCUCCACCGGAAGCUGGUGAAGGAAUGCCAUUCAUUAGCAGCAACCCGGUGAUUCCACUGCCAACGGGGGAGACUGAUACAGCCGCACUCCGGCCGCUGCUGCCCCCCAGCCAGGGAGCUCAUCAGGUGGUGGGACAGGCGGCCUCGCUGGAAAUUGGUGUGGUGUUGGUGGCGAUAGCAGCACUAACGCCAAGUGCUUUUAUGUUCUUGUUGUGGAUCUGAAAGGGUAAGAGGACUUGGUUCGCCUCUCUUUUGUACGUUUCUAAAUGCCAUGAUGUAGAAGGUUUUGUUUUUUUUUUCUAUUUCCUAUUUGAAAUUUAGGACUGUCUUGAAUCUCCUAGCAUGAUUGUUGUUAUUAUCAACUAUGUAAAAUAUUACAGCAGUAGAAUUGUGCUAAACUUAGCCUCCCCAAGAGGUUGAAUCCAAAAAACUUUACAUUGAUGUGGGGCUUUGAGAAUAUUUUUGAC